AUGCCACCUACCACAACAUCUUCCUCAGCCCCUCAUCGUAAAGCAGCCGCCUCGCCAUACCAGAAGAGCGGUAAGCCUAACACCCAUACUCGUAAACCAUCCAAAAAGACAAAAGACACCCUAUCCACUCAGAAAACAGAUGACCACCUUCUUGUGAGAGAUGAGAAACGGAAUGACAACAGGAAAGGAGAUAUGUUAGUCCUGCAAGCUCAAGUACCCCCUUCUCCCUCGUCAACUGGUAAGAUAUCUCGAAAGAAGAAGAAAAAGAGGAAUUCCAAUGGCUUGGGUUCUGGUACGGGACCGGGUGAAGGUAGACAAUCAAUCGAGGAGCGUAUAACGGCUAUGGUAGAAGAAGAUAAGAAACCUUCAAAAAUAUCGAGAAUGCUCGAGGAUAUUCGAGUUCCACCUGCUGAAUCACCAUCGAGUUCACCUGAACCAGAACCAGAAGUCGGACCUGAAAGUCAAGCGGCUGCUAAGAUUGAUGGUGAUAUCGAAAUGGAUUCGAACGAUCUCUCGCCAAAACGACCAUCAACAGAUAUAUCUGAAAAGGAUGGGAACAACGCUAUCUCUUCAUCAGUAUCUACGAACUCACCGAUCAUAAAUAGAAAGCAGAAAGAUCAGAAUCGACGAAAGAAGACGAAAGAAGCUCGCUUGGCAUUCCUUGCUGAAUAUCAUGCGAGAAACGAGCAGGAGAUCAUUCAGGAAAAAGAAAGGGAAGAGAGGGAACGAGCAAAUAAAUUAGCCCAAGAGGAAUUGGAAAAAGUCAGAUCAAGGACUGAGGAAGUCAGGAGAGAAGCUGAGAGAGUCAAAAAGGAGAUUGAAGAGUUACAAAAUAGGAAGAAGCAGUUGAUAGAAGAAGAAAGUACAGCAAAAUUGAAAAGUGAAGAAGAACGAAAGAGGAGGACAGAUCAAGAGUUACAGAAAGUAAGGGAAGAGAAGAGGAAGUAUAAGGAGUUGCAAGAUAAGGUUGAUAUCGCCCAGAAUCAGUUGGAGGAGAUGAAAGUGAAUUAUGAAAAGGAGAAAAUGGACAGAGCUGAGAAGGAACGAUUGGUGGAGGAGGGUAGAAAGCAGGUAGAAGAAAUAAAGAGAAAGAACAUCGAUGACGAGGUUAUCAUCAAAAAGCACGAGAACAUCAAAAAUGCUAUCACGCAUGCUCUCGAGUGUCCAAUCUGUCUGACCACAAUUGAUGACCCUCAUGUCUUGUCUUGUGGGCAUAUGGCAUGCAGACAAUGCCUCAUGGAAUGGUUCCGCUCCCCUACUGCCCUGAAACACGAACACCCAGGGGACAUUACUCCCGAGACAGACCUGUCAUACCGUACAAAACUAUGUCAUGUCUGUCGAUCUGUCGUCCUCCGCAAACCUGCAAGAUUAUUCUUCCUUAGGGCCAUCCUCGAACCACUGGGGCUUUUCCAACACAAUGACGUUCUUCCUGCUGGAUCCCAAGACGUUGAUUUGUGGGACAAGUUAUUCCCCGUCGAAUCGUAUACUUAUAAAUUGUAUGAUCCUACGGACGAUACCACUAGAUGUCCCGAGUGUUUAGGAGAGAUUGUUGAUAGUGUAUGUCAAGGGUGUGAAUUGGCAUUUAGUGAUCAGAGUGAUCUGGGGGAAGACUUAGAUUUGAUCGAUGGAGAAGAAGAAUCGGUCCAUGGGAGUGUAUUAGGCGAUGGAGACGUCAUCAGAAUUGACAAUGAUAAUGACGAUGGAUCCUCUACCUCAAGUUCGAGUGAUUCAAGUGAUGUCGAAGACGGACUGCGAAGAAGAGAUGGAACGUGGACACCUCGUUCAAGGAGAAACAGGAACGCUCCUCCGCCUCCGCCACCACUUAACAACCUACUCAACAUAUUGACUGGUAUAGAUGAUGAAGCUGAGGAUGAUGACGGGUCGUAUGGGUCUAGUGAGGAUGAGAGAGAGCCGAACUCGGAAGAUGAGUAUGGAGGCUCAUUCAUUGAUGAUGAUGUGGAAGAGGAAGAAGAGGAGGAUGGAGAAGGGGAUCUAUCUAUGAUAGACGGUGAUGAUGAAGAGGAGAGUGUAGAUGAGGCUCCUAGAAGGAGAAUCAAAAAGCGAUCAAGACGGAUUGACCCUGAUGAAGAUGAUGCACCAACUGACAACGACAAAGAUGCCGAAGAUGACGAUGAUGAACCUGUCUUUAGAGGAAGGAGGUCAAGAAGACACAGAUCUCAAGUUAUCGCUAUUUCAGAUAGUGAAUAG
Kwoniella botswanensis is the source of this 2208-nucleotide messenger RNA. RefSeq lists its product as uncharacterized. The coding region runs from base 1 to 2208 and encodes 735 amino acids. NCBI's taxonomy places the organism in Eukaryota, Fungi, Basidiomycota, Tremellomycetes, Tremellales, Cryptococcaceae. The transcript has 5 exons. The record is from RefSeq and is a predicted model, not a curated record.